Messenger RNA from Plasmodium gallinaceum, 13173 nucleotides. Its product is annotated as phosphatidylinositol 4-kinase, putative. Gene Ontology annotation, molecular function: 1-phosphatidylinositol 4-kinase activity. Gene Ontology annotation, biological process: phosphatidylinositol phosphate biosynthetic process; phosphatidylinositol-mediated signaling. NCBI's taxonomy places the organism in Eukaryota, Apicomplexa, Aconoidasida, Haemosporida, Plasmodiidae. The record is from RefSeq and is a predicted model, not a curated record. Gene Ontology annotation, cellular component: cytoplasm; membrane. The transcript has 6 exons. Bases 1 to 13173 code for a protein of 4390 amino acids.
AUGCGAAAAUAUAAAAUAAAAAAAAAAGAUAAUGUUAUGAAAGAUGUAAAUAUAGAUAAUAUAUUCAAUUAUGUAAAUAAUAAAAAAAAUGAAGGGAAAAGCAAAAUUAUUCUAAUUCUUUAUUUGUGUAAAAAUCUCAAGAAAAAGCAUAUUGAGAAUAGUAAUAAUGUAUUAAUUUUAUAUUUUAAUUUACUACACAUUUUUGAAGAGCAUUUAAUAAAGAUUUUUAAAAGAAGAAUUAUUAUUAAUAGAAAAGAAAAAUAUUAUGAAAAAAAUGAAUUAGAAGAAAAUUUUUCUAUAAGGAUUAAUAAAUUGCAGUUAAAUUUUAGUUAUAUUAUUUUACAUAUAUCAUAUUUUUUGACUUUAAAUAAAAACUAUAGAAAAAGUUUCACAUUACAACUUUUUAUUUAUUAUAUACAUAUAUUGACAUUUAUAUAUUUACAAAAAUAUAUAUUUCAAAAGGAGAAAAAAAUUAAUGAAGUAAUAUUAUAUUUAUGUUAUAUAAAUAUAUUAUUACUGAUUCUAAUUAACAUAUAUAAAUUCAAAUUACACGAAAUAUUAAACAAGAGAAAUUUUUAUAUAAUAUCAAAAUAUAUGUUUGCAAUUAUUUAUUUAUUUAGUCAUAUAAAGAGAAAUGGUAAUGAAAGAAAAUUAUCCAUUUUCUUUUAUGAUUAUAUUUAUAAUGUGAUGAUAAUUUUAAUUGAUAAAUAUUGUUUUUAUCUUAAAAAAAAAAACAAAAUUACAUAUGAAAGAUUAACUACCUUUUAUAAGAAUUUUAUUAUAUUUAUUUAUAACUAUAUCAGUAAAUUUAAAGUUUUUAAAUAUGUAGAAAGUUAUCUAUUAAGUAGUAAUAAAAGUAUUUUUUAUAACUUAACCUUAUUAAGUAUAAUCAAAAAUACGAUAGAUAUACAUUUUCUAAAAUACAAUCAUAAUGAAAUUGAUUUAAAAAAUUUUUAUACUUUAAAAUUUAAAAAUAAUCUAGAAGAAAAAAUAGAAACAUCGUUAAUUAAAGAUCAAUUAAACAAUAAUUUUGAGGAUAAUAAAAUUGACAUUAUUACUAAUUAUAUGAAAUACAAUGAAAGUAACAAUUGUAAUGAUAAUAUAAAUAAAAAAGAUAAUAUCUUAGUAAAUGUAAAUUAUAAAACAAUAAACUAUAUUAUUUUUUUAAAAUUAUUAAAAUUAGCAGAAGUAUUGUUAAUAAAAAAGGAUAGAAUUUUUUUAACUUUAUAUAUAUAUCGUUUUAUUAAUAAAAUAGCUAAUAAUACAAUAAAAGAAAUUUAUAAAUGUAUAAAAAAAAAAAAGAAUGUAUAUUUGAAUAAAUGUGUCUAUUAUAGAUUAUUACUUUUAUAUGAAUUUUAUUUUAACAUUCUUUUUUUUAUAAUUAACGAGGAAGGUAAAAAUAGAAAAAAAGAAAGUAAAAAAUAUAAUAAAUUUCAUAUUUAUUUUGUUGAAAAUUCUUUCUUAUAUAUAUAUGAAAUAUAUAUGUUAUUGAUCAUUUUGUUAUCCAGAAUACGUAGUUUUUAUAAAAUAUUUAAUAAAAAUAAUUUUUCCUUAUUAAAAAGAAUUUUGUAUAUAAGAAAAUGUAAUAAUUACAUAAUUAUAAAUAGUAUUACAAAAUUAAUUUGUGAUUGUUUUUUUAGUCAAUCAUUAUUUUCAUUUAUAAUUUUAAAAUGUUUAUUUAAAAAUAAUAAAAAAUUAAACUAUUUUUUACAAAAAAGAAUCCAUAUAUAUACAUCAAAAAGAAAAUUUUUUGUUAUUAUAAAUAAUACCAAUAUAUAUAUGAAUAACAAUAAAGGUAAAGAUAAAAAAUUUAAAAUUAAUAAAAAUAAAAUAAAAAUUAUUCAAGAUAAUAAUUUUAAUAAAUUAAAAAUAUUUAACACUAAUUUGUAUUUUGAUGAGAAUAAAGGGUUUCAUACAUGUGUAAAUAGUUAUAUAAAAGUAAAUUUUUUGUUAAAAAAGGAAAAUUAUGAAGAAAUAUAUUCUAAUAUCAUAAAAGAAAAUAAGAAUUUAGAGUUUUAUAAUAACAAUGUAACAACAGAAGAAGUUAAACAAGAUAGUAAAGUUGAUGGGAAAAUAAAUGAAGAAUUAAUUGAAAAUUAUUAUAAUGAAAAUAAAAUAAUAUAUAAUAAAAGAUGUUCUGAAAACAAAGAAAAAAUAUAUUCAGAAAAUCUAAAAAAAAAUGAAUUGAAAUAUAAUAAUUUUAAUAGAGAAAUAUAUGAUAAUAAAUUAAUAACAGAUUGUAAUUUAAUUUUUAAAAGGAGUUCUAAUAAAGUUGAAAGUGAACAGAUUGAACAAACAAAUUAUAGAAAAAUAUAUUUUCUUUUAUUAAUGAAUAAUUUUAUAUCAGAUAUAAAAAAAAAAAAAAAAUAUUUUAUUGAAUAUAAUUGCAGAAAUUAUUUAGCCAUAUAUGUUAAUAAACUUCAUUAUUAUUGUAAUAAUAUUUUUAAUAAUAAAUCUCUUUUUCGUCAUAAUUUAAGUUCAUUUAUUAGAUAUAAUUUAAAAAAAAAUACAAAUUUUAUUGAAAGUAUAACAUCAUUUAAUAGGAAGCUUAAUUUUUAUAAUAAAAAAAUUAGUGAAAAAAAAAAAUUUAUUUUUAAAAAUAAGAUUGUUAGUUUAAAAAGCAUAGAUAAAAAACAUAAUACUACUAAGUAUAUAUUUUUAAAGAAAAUUUUAAAUUAUAAAAACAAAUAUUUUAAUAAUGAAAAUUAUUAUUUUAAUUUUUUAUUUAAUAUAAAAUUUCUUCAUAAUUUAAAUGAUAAUAUUAAUGAAUAUUUUUUAUUCAAAAAAAAAAAGAAUAAGAAAAAAAUGCUUUUUAAUAUUAGUAUAAACUUAAAGGAUAAAAUUAAAAAAAUGAAGUAUUCUUCAAAUAAUCAAUACACUAAAUCAGUUAGAAGUUUUUCAUUAAAUUCCAUUGAAGAAAAAAGUACAGGAAAUGAAUUAUUAAUUGGUGAUACAUAUUCUAACAAAUUACAAUAUGAACAAAAAAGUAAAAGAAGAAAAAAAAAUAUUCUUUAUUUUUUUUUCCUAAAUUAUAAUUAUUGUAUCUUUAAUUAUGAAAAAAAUGAACAAUUACAAUAUUUUCUAUUAGAAAUAUUAAAAUAUUUUGAAGCUAUUAUUCCUUAUAUAAAUAUAUAUAAGUAUAUUUGUGCAUACUUAUUAUUUAUCAUAUCAAUAAUAGAAAAAAAACCAUUGGAGUAUUUAAAUAUCUAUAUGAUUGAUAGAAAUUUCAAAACAGAAAAAAAAACAAAUACAUCUAAAGAAUUUGAAAAUUUAGAAAAUAAGCAUACAAAAAAAUAUGAAAAGAUCUUUAUAGAUAAUUUAAAUAAAAAAAGUGAAAAUUCUGUUUGGAAAUUUUUAGAAAAUAACAAGUUUAGUAAUACUAAAAGAAAUAUAAAUGAUAGUAAUUAUUUCAUAAAUAUAAAAAAUAUUCAUGAAAUGGGUAAUGGCAAAAAUAAAUAUUCUAAUAUUUUUAAGGAAAAAAGGACUUUUUAUGAAGAAGAAAAUCUUAAUGAAAUAAUAAUGAAUAAAAUAAAAGAAAAUUAUGAAUAUAUUGAAAGAAACGUUAUUCAACAUAUGAGAAAUAUAAAAGAUAAAAAAUUUUCUAUAUUUCAUAAAGGAAGAAAUAAAAUGAUUUUAAAAGUGAUAUUAGGAAUAACUGAUAAAAUAAAAAUAUAUUUAUUUAGUAAUAUAUUUCACUAUUUAUACAAGAGCAAAACAAAAUACAGUAAAUACAUAAAUAUACUUUCGUUAUAUUUUUAUAAAUUAUAUUUCACUCUUAUAUAUGUUGAAAUUUAUAAAAAAGACAAUUUAAAUAGAAAAGAAAUAGAAAUGAUUAAAAAUAAAGUUAUUCAAAUAACACCAAUUUUAAGCAUAAAAUAUAUUAAUAAAAAUAAUAUAAAAAAUUUAUGUAAAAAUUAUAUAUUGGAAAAUCUUAAAGAAAACAAAAUACAUGAUAAUAUAAGAUUAAAUUUCACAAAUUAUGAGAGACUUUAUAUUUAUAUAAUUUAUUACAUAGAAGGUAUUAGGAAAAAAGAGGAUAUUUUAUACUGUUUUUUUUUAUUAAUUGAUAAAAAUAUAUUUAGUAGUAAGUUUUUACAUAAAAAUAUAAAAAAAUUAAUUAAAUAUAAAAUAUAUGGGUUUUUAAAUGAAUUGAAUUCAUUUAACAAUUACAAUUUUAUAAAUACAACUCUUUUUUUACUAAUGAAUAUAAUGAAUUAUAACAAAAUCAUAAGGAAUUAUAUUUAUUGCAUUUUUGAUCAUAUAUUUAAACUAAAAUUAAGUACAUUAUAUGAUAAUACAUUCCUUGUGUGUUUUUUAAAAAAUUUAGAGAAAAGUAGUCUUGAUUAUGCCUUUUCUAAAAUUCUAUAUGAUGAAAAAAAAACAUUUAAAAAUAUAAUAGAUAAGAAAAAAAACAAAAUGAUUAAAAUUAUAUACAAAAUUAAUUUAUGCAUGACGAUUAAUUAUUUGUUACUUCUUAAAAUUUUAAAUGGUUGUAAAUUGUUUUUAAACUUAUAUUCAUAUUUUUAUUAUGAGUUUUAUAUUUUUUGUUUUAAUAAGUAUGCAAAAAAAUAUAAAAACUAUCUUAUUAGAAACAAUAAAUUAUACAAACAAAUUUACCCUAAUAUAAAAAAAAAAAAAAAAAAAAAAAAAUAUUUUUUACACAAUUCAAUAGAUAUAAAAGAACAUUACAAAAAAAAAAAAAAUAAUUAUAUGGAUGAUAAUAAAAAUAGUUUAAUCAGUUAUAAUGAUAAAAAGAAAAGUAGCUUACUUGAUAAUAUAAUAAAUUCGAGUGGAGAAAUUUAUUUAAGUCAUAAAGUUAAUAAGAAUAUUAAUGAAGAAAAAUAUAGGAAACAUAUAAAUAAUUUCUAUAAUAGUAAUUUAGAAAUAUUAGAUAGAAGCGAAUAUGGGCAUUUAACCAACAGAAUGAAUACCAAAAAAAUGAUACAACACACAAAUGAUAAAGUUGACUAUUAUAAUUUAUCUUCAGAAAACUUAUUUUUAAUACAUAUGGAUGAAAAAAGUUCAUCUACUGAAAUGAAAUCUAAUAAAAAAUUAAAUUUUUCUAACAAGCAUAUAUAUGUUAAUAAAAAAUUAAAAAAAGACAAAAGAUAUAUACUUAAUGAUAAUAAUAUAAAAAUGCCUAAAUAUACUAUGAGUUAUUCAAAAAAUUUCUAUAAUAGAAGGCCAUAUACUUUAUUUAAAAAGUAUAAUACACUUGAUAAUUAUACAAGAAUAUUAAGAAAAAAAAGAAAAACAACUUAUUUGAAUUCAGAGAAUGGUUUUAGUGAUUUAUUUGAGAAUUAUAUAAAAAAUGAUUAUUUCGAAAAUGAAGCUAUUGAUAAUGAUUUGAACUAUUUUAAAAUAUUAAAAAAAAUUAAAGGAAGUAAUACUCACAUAUAUAAUAUAUAUGAUAUAAAAAUAAGCAAAAAAGUUAUAUACUGCAAAAAAUAUUUUAAGGAAUACUUAAAUAUAAUCAAUUUUUUAACCUGCAUUUUUUUAGCAACUAAUGUAAAUAAUUUAAAUAUGAGCAUGCUAAAUAAUAAUUAUAUUUAUAUAAUAUCAAAAAUAAUAAAAAAAAAUUUUAAGUUUUAUUUUUUCUUUUUCUAUUAUAAUAUUUUUAAAAAUAAAAAUAAAAGAUAUAAAAACAUAUACAAUGUUAAUUUCAAUAUUAUUCUAAGUAGUUCUAUUAGAAAAAAUUUUAACAUUUCAAAAAUUAGUAUUAAAAAUAAAUAUAUAUAUGUAUUAUAUACAUUAUCAUGUAUUUUAUCUAUAUAUGAUUAUAAAUAUGCUUUUUUUAAUUAUUAUUUUUUUUUUUUCUACAAAUUCGUAAAAAUUUUAGCGAAGUUGUCAUUGAAAUCUGCAUCUAUAUCAAACUUCCUCAUUGAUAAGUUUAGUAAUUAUUCAAAAAAUAUAGAUGAUAAUAAAGAUCAAAACAAAAGCAAGGAUUAUAAUAAUUCCAUUUAUAAGAAUAAUGAAUGCGUUAGAUAUUUUUAUUUUAAAAGUGAUAUUAAUGAAGAUUCAGAAAAAAAAAAAAAGGAAAAAAGUUAUAAAGAAAAAAUAAUUUUAAAUGAUAGUUGCAAAUUUUUAGCAGAUAUUUCUAAAAACAAAAAUAAAAAUAGUUAUUUCAUUUCUCAGAUUAAAGAUUGUUCUAAUGAAGUAAAGAAAAAAAAAAAAAGAAAAAUUGUUUUUAACAAUUAUGAACAAAUUUUCGUUGUGAGUGAUAUUGUAAUGAUAAAAAAUUAUAUAAAUAAUUAUAUAAGAAAGGAGGAUAACAAAAUUCAUAAUAAUCUAAAAUAUAACAGAAUAGCUAACAAAAAUACAUUAGAUCAAUAUAUAAAAUAUAUUAAUAAUGCAAUGAUAAUAUAUAUUUUUAUUAAUUAUAUGAUUUUAAUGAAUGAUAAUAUGAAUUUAAGCAAGAAAAGAAUUAUAAAAAACAAAUUAAAAUUAUUAGAAGACUAUAAAAUUUAUUUAAUGAAGAAGAUUAUUGAUAUUUAUUUUUUAAAUAUUCCAUAUUUAUGUAAUUAUCUAGUUGUUACUCUAGAAUUCUAUUUUGUUUUUAGUAAUUCUUUUUUAAGUUUAAAUUACAACAACUUUAUGUUAAUUAAAGAUAUGAGUUUUUUUUUCAAAAAUUCUUAUAUUUACUUUUUAACUAAUAUGUUCAAUAAAUUACAAAAUUUAAAAACAUUUUAUCACAUAAAUUUUUAUAAAAAUUCUAAUUUAUAUUUUCAUAACUUUAAAAAAUUUCAGAAGGAAAAUUUGGAUUUUAGUAAAAAUAAAACUUUUAAUUAUAUAUGUAGUGGUUCAAACUCAGAUUUGGAAAAAUAUGAAAGAAAAAAUAAAAAUGAGGAAGGAUAUUUAUUUAUUAAGAAGAGAGAUAAAAUGAAAAUUGCAAAAGAUAAUUGUACAAAAAUUGAAUUAAAUGAAAAAUAUGUAAAUGGUAGAUAUUCAUGUAACUCAUCAAAUAAUAUAAAAAAAUAUUAUAAUGUUUUAAAUAAUAAUAGUACAUAUUCUACUAAGGAAAGUAAUAUGAAUAUAAAAGAAAACGAGAUAAAUAAAAGAAGUAAAAAUAAAAAAGAAGAAAGAAAUACAAUAAAAAAUUAUUAUACAGAGGAUAGUUUAAGUGAAUAUAAUGAUUAUAUACAUAAAGAUACUUUUAUUGAAUUAAAAGAAAUAUUUAAAAAAAAAACGAAAGAAUAUAUAAAAAGUUAUUAUGAUAGAAAUAUUAAAAAUAUAUGUUUUCUUUUUCGUUGUCUUAAUGAUAUAACAAGCAUUUGUUUAUUUUUAAAUUUUUAUAUAAAUUCAAAUACAAAAAUUAAUGAAAAAUAUAAUCAUAUAUGCUUUCAAAGUAUGAAUAAUAUAUAUUUAUAUAAUUUUAGAUUUUCAAAUAUUGGUUACAACUUUAUAUCUAUCAUAUUUAUAGCUUUAAUUAAAAUUUUUAAUUAUACUUCAAAAUUUUUUCAUUCUUACAAUUAUUUCGUUCAAUUAUAUUCUAAAUACAAAUAUAACUAUUUUUUAUAUUUAGAUGAUUCUAAUAAUUUUUUUACAUUUUAUAAUGUUUAUAAUUUUUCAGUUAAGAAAGGUAAGAAUAAGAAAGAAAAUUUUGUCAACAUAGAUAAAGAAAUAAGUGGCUUUUGUAUUAGUGAAAUAUAUGAUUUUAAUAAAUUAUUACUACAAAAGAGUUUUAUAUUUUUAACUUUUUUUUUUCAUAAUUUUAACAACAUUAUAUCUGAUAUUUAUUGCAUAAAUUGUUCAAAUAAAUAUUCGAUGGGAAGUCAUGAUAAAAAUACCUCAUUAAAUGAUUUAACAAAAGAAUAUAAAUUUAAAAAUAAAAAAAUAAAAAACAUCUUUAUAAACUCUAAUAAAACAAAUGACUUCUUUCCAAAAAGAAAAAAAAAAUGUAAAAAAGAAACAGAGGAAAAUAAGGAGUAUUUUCCUAGUUAUAUGAAAAAAGAGAAAAAAUAUAGUACACAUGUUAAUAAUGAUGAUAAAAAUAAGGAUAGGAAAGAAAAAGAAUAUUUAGAAAAUUCUCAUGAAAAUAAUGAACAAAUAUGUAAAUCAUAUAAAACUAUAAAAACAGAAAAAAAAUCAAAUAAUUUUUCAAAUUUACAGCAAAUUGAAAAAAUGAAAAUUAACCACAAUUAUAAAAAAAAUAAGGCUAGUUAUGAAGAUUAUCAUGAUGAUGAUAAUAGAAUUAAUAAUUUUCGCAAAUACACAAAUAAUAUUUAUUCCUAUUUUAAAAAGAAAGUUUCCUAUUUAAAACAUAUUAAUUAUGAUUAUUUUUACCAUAUUUCUAAAAGGAAAAAUGCUUCAAAAAAAAGUAUUAAAUAUACAUAUAAUAAUGAAAUUAUGAAUAAAAUAAAUAAUAAUAAUAAUAUAAAAAAAAUAAAUGAUGAAAAUAUGAGUAUUAAUGAAAAAAAAAAUAAUGAAUAUGAUUAUGAUCUUUAUUCAUUGAAAGAUAAUGAGGAUGAUUUAAAUAUAUUAAACGCAUAUAAAUAUAUGUUGAAUUAUCAAAAAACACAUAAAAAAACAUUAUAUGACUAUAAUUUAAAGGAAGAAUUAAGCUGUAUUUGUAUAAAUAAAUAUAUAUAUAUUUGUAAUUUAAUUUAUAAUUAUCUUAUUUAUAUUUUAGAAAUGAAAUAUAAAUAUAAGAAAAGAAAAUUGUCCAUAGUUUCAUAUAAUUUAAUUAAAAAAAAAAUUAAGAAUUUAGAAUCAUUUAGUAAUAAUAAUGAUAAGAAUUAUAAUAUAAUAAAUACAAAACAUUUACUUAAUCUUGAUUUUAUUAUUCUAAGUAUUUUAUAUCUAUUAGAAACUAUUUAUAUAAAUUUAUAUAAAUGUAAACUAUUUACAGAUAUGUGUAUUUUUAAUAAUAUAAAAUAUAUUUGUUUAGAAAAUAAUGAAUUAAAAAGAAAUGAUGGUAAUAAAUAUAAAAAUACAGAAUAUACCUCUAAUAAUUUUAAGUAUAAUGCAAAUUAUAAAGAUAGAAAUGAUCUCACAGAAUUAUUUUAUUAUUCUGAUUAUUACAAUUCGUUAUAUAGUAUGAAUAAUAAUAUAUAUAAAGGCGAAAGUAUUAAUAAUACUUUUAAUAUUAAAAAUUAUUACAGCAAAUAUAGUAUUGAUAGUAUUAAUAAUUACAGUGUUAAUAGUAAUGAUAAUAAUAACACUUAUAAAAAUUAUAGUAAUAUAAAUCUUAAUUAUGAUAAAGAGGAAUGUUGUAAAAUGAAUAAUAGUAAUAAUAUUAAAGAUUAUGGUUAUGAUAACAGUUUAAGGAGUACAUAUGAUGAUGAUAAUUUAAAAAGAAUACUUUCUAAUUUCAAGAUUGAUAAUCAUUUUGAAAAUAGAUAUAAAGAACGAUAUAGAGAAUUCUUAAACAAAAAAAUUAAAAGUAAUAUAAAUUUUAAUAAUGAUUGUAUCAACAAAAAAAAAGGAAAAAUAUAUAAAAAUAGUAAUAAAUUUUCCAAUAAAGUUGAAAAUGAAUAUGAGAAAAAAUACAGUGACAUUGACAUUUGGAAUGAAUAUAAUCAUAAUUUUAUGAAUAUGAAAAUUAAUAAAAAUUCAACAUCUACUAAAAAUGAACUAAAUUAUUUUAGUACAAUUAGUAAUAUAAUAAAAGGUUUUAAAAAUGAUAAAGUUAAAGGAAAUAAGAAUAAAAGAGGAGAAAAUAAAAUAAGAGAAUUAAAUAAAAUAAAUUUAUUUCAUAAAAAUAAAAAUUACAGAAUAUCUAAAAGUAUUAAAAACAUAUCAUUAAGUGAAUUUUUCAGUGAUAAAAAGUUAAUCAAAAAGGAAAAAAAAAAUGAAUUAUCUUUAAAUUAUUUUAAAAAUUACAAAAAUUUAAGUGAUAACUAUAAAAUAAAGUUCAAUAAGAAAAAAAAUAGAAAAAAAUUUAAAUAUAACAAUAUUUAUAAAAUAAGAAAAAAAGGAAGUAAGUAUUAUAAAAAGGGGAAAUGGAACAUUGGAAAUAUAUCACUAAAAAAAAAAUUCAAUUCUAAAAAUAAAGAAAUUGAAAACAUAAGAACGAACAAUUUAUCUAUUAGUUAUAAAUCAAGAAUAAUAAAAAAUAAAAAUGUUAAUAAAUUAUUAAAAAUGAAUAUGGAAAAAGAAGAAGAAAACAUAGAGAGAAUAAGACAGUUAUUUUUAACAUUUAAUAAUAAUAAAGAAAAAAAAAUAAAUAAUUAUAUUCAUAAUGUAUUUAAAUAUAUAUCUCUCUACUCAAAUUUUAAUGUAUGUUAUAAAAAAGAAAUUGAAAUAUUAAAUUAUAAAAUAAAGAUAAGAAGGGGGUUAUUGAAAUCUUUAUAUUCUUUUUAUUAUAGGCAUAAUAUAUCUGUAAUUUACAAAAUUUAUAAGAAAAUAGAGUAUAUAUAUACUUAUUUAAAUUUAUUAUAUUACAACAAUAUAAUUAAUGUAAAUUUAAAGGAAAUGAAUGACGAAAUAAGCAAAUAUUCUUUACUUAUUAUAUCAAAAUAUUUGAAAUAUCAUAUACAUAAUUCUAACAAAUUAUUUAAUUCAUUUAUUUUAAAAAUAAUAAAUUAUAUAAAUAAUAACGUUCAUAGAAUUAGCGAAUUUUUAUGUAUGUAUGAUUAUAGUAAUUUAUUGAACAUACUUAACCAAUAUAUAAUUAAUAUAAAUAUAAGUAAUAAAUUAACAAUAAAUAAAUAUAAUUUAUUUUUAUUCAGAAAAAAUAAACUAAUAUAUGUUCCAAUAUCUAACAUAUUAUUUUUAUACUGUAAUAAUUUUAGCUUAAAUGAUAUAAUAAAGAUAUUAUAUAGUCACCCACAAUACACUCUUUUUUUAAAAAGUAUAGCAAUAAAUAAUUUAGUUUAUUUGUAUAAAAAAAGUACAAUUACAAAUACCAUAUAUUUGCAAUUAUUUGAAUAUUUAAAAGUAGAUUUAGGUAAUAGAGUUUUCUUUUUCAUUAUUUUCUUUUCAUUUCAUUCCUUCAAAUUUUUGUAUGAUUUUUUUUUAAAUAUGCACACAUAUAUAAAGGAUGAUUAUUUAUUGCUUUUAGGAUAUAAUAAUUUAAAAAAGGGAGAAACAUUCUUAUUGCCAUUAAAAAAUAAUAAAAACUCUAUUUUAAAUAAGUAUGAAGAUAAUAUAGAAAAUAGCUUAGUAUUCCAUAAGGAAUUAUUUUUUAAGAAGAAUAAUUCAAUAAAAGAUUUCAUAAUUUUAUGUGCUAAAAAAAAUAGUGUGUUAAAUGAGUGUAAAAGUUAUAAAAAUAAAAUUAUUAACAAUCUAAAUAUAAAUAAUUUUAUUUUUCAUAAAUAUCAAAAUUAUGUAAAAAAAUCAGAUGUUUUAUCUUUAAAAUGCUCCUUGAUUAAAAAAAUAUUUUUAGAAAAUUUAGAUACUAAUAGAAGAAAUAUAUUAUUAGAAUCGUGUCAUUUGCAUAAUAUUAUAUUUUGUAUUAGUAAGAAGGCAUCACAAUUAGACAAAAAUGUACAAAACGAUUUUGUUAAAAUGGAGAUUAAAAAUUUAUUAAAUAAUUAUGAUAUAAAUAAUUUUAAAUUAUUAACAAAUAAUAAUAAGGUUUCCUCUAUAUCUGAUAACAUACAAAUUUUAAUGUCCGCUACGCGAUCUCCUAUUUUUUUAACUUUUAAAACAACAAAACCAAAUAUAAAAGAAUAUACAAAUAUCCAUCCAUUUGUAAAAUAUUUUACAAAUGAAGGAAAUGAAAUUAAAAACAGAUUAAUAUCAAUGCAUGAUAUAAAUAAUGAAUGUGUAAUUGAUGAACUAUCAAAUAAUAAUAAAAUAAGAAAUAUAAGUAGUUGUGAUAAUACAAACAAUUUUGAAAAGAAAAUUAAAUGUAAUGAAAUUAAUAAUAUAGAAAAAAUAAAAGAAAUAGGUAGCUUUUCAAAUAGAGAAAGUAUAAGUAAUAAUAAAAAAGAAAAAAAUAAUUUACAAAAUGAUACAAGCUGCGUUAAUAUAAAAAAAGAUAUGUACUGUUCAGGUAAAAUUAAUGAAAAACGAAUAAUUAGUAAUAUUCAUGAUUUAAAAAAAAAACAUUAUGAAGAUAUAUCAUAUAUUUAUAAAGUAAAUGAUGAUGUAAGACAAGACAAAUUAGUUAUUCAAACUAUUCAUAUAUUUAUUCACAUUUUAAAUGAGUAUAAAUUAUUUUAUAAUUUAUUCCCUUAUAAUAUAGUUACAAACAAAUUUUUUAAUGUAUAUUCAAAUGAAGAAGAUGAAAUCACUGAAAAAAAACAAUCAUAUAAUGUUAAGGAAAAAAAAUAUAAGAACAAUGAUAAUACUAAUAAAAAGGAAAAGGAAAAUGAAAAUAAAAGAAAAUUUUCUUUUUCUUUUUAUUUGUUUAAUAGAAACAAAAAAAAAAAAAAGAAUGUUUUUUCAGACAAUAUAAACAAGUGUUAUCAUAAUUAUGAUGAAAGUAAUAACGUUAGCAAAAAUAAUAAAUUAAAGGAAGAUAUAAAAAUUGUUUCAGAUUCUCACAAUGUUAAUAAUGUAAGUUUACAUUUUAAGGAACAAUUAAAGAAUAACUCUAAAGGAAGAGAAUUUUCUAACAAAAAAAAGAAAAAAAAAAAAAAAAAAUUUGAAAAUUUUGGUGCAAUUAUUGAAGUAUUAGCAAAUACAAAAAGUAGACAUGAUAUAGGAAAAAAAUUUAAUAAUAUAAUAAAAUAUUAUCAUUUACAAUUUUCAAAUACUAAUUUAUAUAUAUAUGCCUUGAAAAAUUUUAUCUCAUCUUUAGCUGCAUAUUCAUUGUUAUCAUUUAUUUUACAAGUAAAAGAUAGACAUAAUGGAAAUUUGUUAUUUGAUGAAUGUGGAAAUAUAAUUCACAUUGAUUUUGGUUAUAUUUUAAACAUAUAUCCAGGUAUAUCAAUCAAUUUUGAAUUAGCACCAUUUAAAUUAACAAGAGAAAUGAUUAUGCUCUUAACUAUUAAUAGUCAAAAAAAGCAGUAUUUUAUUUUUUCAUAUAUUCAACUAGUAGUAAAAGGAUACUUACUUUUAAGAGAAAAAAGUGAUUGGAUAAUUUCAUCAAUUUUAAGCUUAUCUCAUUCUGAUAUUAAUUGCUUUAAAUAUAAUACAAUUGAAAAAUUAAAAAAAAGAUUGAGAUUAAACAAAAAUGACAAUGACGCAAGCAUUUUUAUGGUUAAUAAAAUUCAUCAAGCGUAUAACAACAUAACAACUAUAAUGUAUGAUUAUAUACAAAAUAUUCAACAAGGUAUUAAAUAA